This is a messenger RNA of Funneliformis geosporum, 1614 nucleotides long. The record is from the annotation of a GenBank genome assembly. Lineage: Eukaryota; Fungi; Glomeromycota; Glomeromycetes; Glomerales; Glomeraceae.
AUGAACCUUUUCCAGGUUUACCUCGCUAAUUUAGCCCAAUUAGAAACCAAACUAAUCACCAGUCAAAAAAGACUAAAAAAAUCUCGCCAAAAAGCCAAAAAAUACAAAAAAGCCAAUCAUCUUCAAUACCAGACUCGAAGAGUUAUUGAAAACAGGGAAUUAAUAGCCCAAAAUGAAACUUUAAAGAAUCAAAAAAAUUUCCUAAUCAAAAAAGCCGUUGAGUUAUCUAAUUAUAAAAUCAAAGCCGAAGAAUUACAAAGACACCUAAACUUAGCUUACCGCAAUAUUUAUGAGCAAAAAGAAGUAAAAUUAUUAGAGCAACAAAGAGAAUUAUUAAUCAGAAAAACCGUCGAAUUAUCUGAUAAAAUUACAGAUGCCAAUGCUAAUUAUUAUAAUACAGUAAUCGAUUUGGUCAAAGAAAAAUCCCAAUCCAGAAAAGCAAGUUUGGCUCUCAAAAAACGAGCCUUAGAAUUAAAAAAUGAUUUCAAUAACAAACAAAGCGAAGCAACUAGUUUACAAAGCAAAAUUACCAGAGCCGAACAUGAUUUAGGAAUAGGUUUAGAUAAUUUAACUGCUGAAUUAGAGGCCAACAACUAUAAACAACAAUUAGAACAGCAAAAAGAUUAUGAGGAAAUUAAGCAAGAACAGAGCCAAUUAAAAACUGAACUUAACCAAAAAGAAACUUCAAUAAUUGCCAAAAUCAAUAGCGAAUUGAAAUUAGACCUAGGCAAGGAAGUCAAUUUAGAACAAACGAUAGAAAAAAUUAAAGAGUUAAUUAUUAAUAAAUCCCCUGAUAAUAGUCAAGAAACUAAUUUAGACAGUCUUCGCCAGCAAGUAGCCGAAAAGGAUGAAGAAAUCAAACAAUUGGAACAGGAAAUAGAGAAAAAUGCUGGUUUUUCUGGUUCUCGGGAACAUAAUGACAAAGUUAACUUACUCCUUGCCAAAAUUCAACCCAAAGGUGAUGAAGUGGAUACGAAAGAUUUAAAAGAAAUUAACCAGUUAUUCGGAACGUCUGAAUAUGAAAAGCAAAAACGGAAAAUUAGAGAAUUAGAAAUAAAAUCGGCUCAAAAAGACCCCGAAAAAUAUAAGGAACUAGUUAAGGCAAGAUUAGAUAAAGGAUUAUCUAAAUACGAGUUAAAAGUCGAUGAAUUAACUCCCCAAAUUAAAAAUGAAGUAGAAAGUUUAAAAGAAAAUAAAAUGAACGAUGCAGAGAAGAUAGUUAAAAUUUCAAAUGAAAUUAUUAGAAAGGUCAAUCUCGAAGGAGCUUCUAAAAAAAUAAAUAGUUUGAUAAAUCAAGGCAACCAAUUUCUCUAUAAAGUUAAACAAAGUCAAACCAAAGCAAAAGUUGAUAAAACGAUAAAAGAUAUUAAGAAGUUUAUUAGUGAGAAUAAUAUUUUUCAGCAAAAAGCAUAUCAACUCCAAAAACCCCAAGUAGAACAAUUACUCAAAGAUUUAGAGAGUUAUUCCACCCAAACGAUUGUCUCAAAGAAUCAUUUUCCGUUGGUUCCGACAGUGGUUAGUGUUCUUUUACUAAUUUUUUUGAUUAGUUUAGUAAUUGUUAUUAUUAGAAAUGUUAGAGUUAGUCGAAUUCGAAAAAGGGGGAAUAAUUUAUAA